Pelmatolapia mariae (spotted tilapia) is the source of this 2861-nucleotide messenger RNA. It is a transcript of the gene cyp27c1, whose product is annotated as cytochrome P450 27C1. The transcript has 9 exons. Gene Ontology annotation, cellular component: mitochondrial inner membrane. The record is from RefSeq and is a predicted model, not a curated record. Lineage: Eukaryota; Metazoa; Chordata; Actinopteri; Cichliformes; Cichlidae. Gene Ontology annotation, biological process: C21-steroid hormone biosynthetic process; cortisol metabolic process; cellular response to peptide hormone stimulus. Gene Ontology annotation, molecular function: monooxygenase activity; heme binding; iron ion binding. Bases 164 to 1807 code for a protein of 547 amino acids.
GUCCCUAUCUAACAUUUCACUACCACACAGGGAGUGUUGUGUUUGCACGAGCCAGGAGCGUACAGUUUCUGCAGAUGUGAAGUUACAAAAAAAGACUUUGCAAAAGUUUUUUUUAUCAUACAUAGUUCUCGGUCACGCAAAGGCGGAAAAAAGCAUCUCAACAAUGGCAGUCUUGAAUAAUUUCACGAAGAUAUGCUGGAAGAACUUUCAGAGCGACCAGUUGAAUAAGCAGCUGUUCUACGUUGUGCGUUCCUUACACAAGUCAGCAGCCAGCGAGGCUUUGGGGAUCUCUGCAACAGAAGAAGAGACCAUGCCCAACAGGAUGAUCAAACCGGAGGAGGUCAGCGAGAAAACUCAAAUCAAGACCCUGAACGACAUGCCCGGACCGAACACCCUGUCCAACUUGAUCGAGUUCUUUUGGAAGGACGGGUUUGGCAGAAUCCAUGAAAUUCAGUUGGAGCACCAGAAGAAGUAUGGAAAGAUCUUCAAGUCUCGUUUUGGGCCCCAGCUGGUGGUCUCCAUUGCAGAUCGUGACAUGGUGGCUCAGGUGCUGAGGGCAGAGGGGGUGGCCCCUCAGAGGGCUAACAUGGAUUCCUGGAAGGAGUACAGAGACAUGAGAGGACGGGCCACUGGGCUCAUCUCAGCUGAGGGAGAAGACUGGCUGAAGAUGCGGAGUGUGCUCAGGCAGCUCAUCAUGCGACCCCGUGAUGUCGCAGUCUUCUCUGAUGAUGUAAACAGCGUGGUGGAUGACCUCAUCCAGAGGGUCUACAGUCUGCGCACCCAGCAGCCGGAUAGAGCAACUGUCCUCAAUGUGAAUGACCUCUUCUUUAAAUAUGCCAUGGAAGGCGUGGCCGCUAUUUUGUACGAAUGCAGACUAGGAUGUUUGGAAAAUAAGAUUCCCCAGAAAACCCAGGACUACAUCGCUGCACUUAACCUCAUGUUCAGCUCCUUCAAGAUGACCAUGUAUGCUGGAGCUAUCCCCAAGUGGCUCCGACCCAUUAUCCCCAAACCAUGGGAGGAGUUCUGUCUGUCCUGGGAUGGUCUUUUCAAAUUCAGCAUUGUUCACGUCAAUAAGAGGCUCUCGGAGAUCAAGGCCCAGCUGGAGCAGGGAGAGGAGGUGAAGGGGGGACUGCUCACACACAUGCUCGUUACCAGGGAGAUGAGCGUCGAGGAGAUCUACGCUAACGUAACAGAGAUGCUGCUGGCUGGGGUCGACACGACAUCCUUUACCCUGUCAUGGGCCUGCUACCUGUUAGCACGACACCCUCAUGUACAGCAUCAAAUCCACACAGAAAUUAAAAAGACUCUGGAACCCGGAGCAGUCGCCACAGCCGAGGACGUCUCUAACCUGCCACUCAUCAGAGGGCUGGUCAAAGAGACUCUCAGGCUGUUUCCAGUUCUUCCAGGCAAUGGACGGAUUACCCAGGAUGACUUGGUAGUUGGUGGAUAUUUCAUCCCCAAAGGAACUCAGCUGGCCCUAUGCCACUACUCCACAUCUCUGGAAGAAGAGAACUUUUCGGAGCCUUUAGACUUUCAACCAGAUCGCUGGAUACGGAAAGAUACCACAGAUCGUGUUGACAACUUUGGCUCCAUUCCCUUUGGCUAUGGCAUCAGGAGCUGCAUUGGGAGGAGAAUUGCAGAGCUGGAGAUGCAUUUAGCUCUCAUAAGGCUCAUUCAGAAGUUCCACAUCUGCCUUUCUCCUCUCACUGCUGACGUCAAAGCCAAAACCCACGGCCUGCUUUGCCCUGGUGCCCCCAUCCACCUGCAGUUCAUCGACCGGGAAGUGGACGCACUCUCUUCUCCGUGAGGUCCGCUGUACUGUUGGAAGUUUUUAAACACUCUGCUUUUAGACACACUCUCCACUCCUAUAUUUUAGAUUCUGAGCUGAGAAUGAGGUUUUACUCAGGAAUGAAAUGUGUUCAUUAGCGACUAGGACGCAAAUCCAGGACAAAUAUAAGCUGUAAGAAUAACAUUUGGACUGAAAAUCCACUUUUUUGUUUUGUGUUUUGAUUGUAACUACUUCCAUGAUUCAAUUAAAUAUGGAAAAAUUAAACUGAUCUCAAUAAAAAUCUUUACAUACUCUGACUGUAGCCUCUUACACUAUUGUGCAUGUAUGCAUAUAAUGUGGGCACAAAUAUUAAUGCAUGUAGACAUUCUGUUUCCUCUGAGUUUAAGCUAGGGCAGCUGUGAAUGUACUUAGCUUAGCUAAGUUAGCUUAGCUGUUUAUAACAAGCUUGACACAAAGACUGUGUUACGAACCAAAUUUUGUUAUUUUUUUUCCCUUUAAAACUAGCAUCAUUUUUUUUUUUUUUUUUGCUUUAAUUUCUAGUGAAUAAGUGCAUUCAUUUACCGAAAAGGCAUUACAUGACUUAAAUCUGUGUACUGUAUAUUUCUGAAGUACAGACAAGAAAUGGUUUAAAAUAGAUUACGUUUUUUUUGUUGUUUUUUUUAAAAACAUGGCAACUAGUUGAAUUAUCUCAUGAGCUACAAUCAAUGAAUGAAAGUGCACAUUUUCCAUUAAUCAAUCCACUGCCUACGUUUUUUCAGGGUUUGGAUCAAAGAAUGUGGUUAGAAUUUUUGGUUUGUUUGCUAUUUGUGAGAAAGUCCUCACUAGCAUAUGUUUUAUUGUUGGCAUUUGUUGCUUUUGUUUGUUUUCGAGAUGGAAAAAGGUAUGUUACAGUAUAGUUUAUUGGAAAGGAGAGAGGCAAGUUGUUUGCGUGCGUCAGCGUGAAGAAUCUCACUGGUUGGCAAUUAAGAAAAAACACUUUAAUUUUUAUCUGCUUUUUUGCCUCUGUAUUUUUUUUGUUUGUUUUGUAGUUCCAGUGAAACUGGGAAACAAUAAAAUGAUUUAUUACAAUAAA